UCGCAUUGACUGGCCAGAGAGCCCCUUGCAGUCCGGAGUCACAUUCCCUUGCCAAGAACAAAUGACAAAUAAAUAUCCUCAAGGUCGUCCGAGUUACGGGUCCUUAAAAUGUGUCUGUUUUCCGGAAUGCGUUCUCCAUGCUAAACCCGGAACCUCCAGCUGGAUGCACCGGUGAUUGCCGUCGUCGCUAUCGACGUAGUUAUGUCCAACCCUUCCAGCCAGUCGGACACGACGCUCGAGAAUGGAAUCGCCUCAGGUGAUAGCCGCUCGAACCAGAGCGACAAGCCGGUCCGGGACGAAAAGGACGUGGGAUUUGUCGAAGAGAUCGUCGUCGAGGAUGGCGAGCCGCCGGACGGGGGCUUGACUGCGUGGCUGCAGGUCCUCGGAUCGUAUUCCCUUUACUUCAACACCUGGGGUACGGUCAACACUUUCGGUGUGUACCAAACGUACUACGAAACAGAACUUCUCCAACACAUGUCGCCGUCGGCCAUCUCCUGGAUAGGAUCAAUCCAAUCCUUCCUACUCUUGGCAGUAGGCGUGAUCAGCGGCCCGUUAUAUGACGGCGGCCGCUUGCAUCUGCUUCUCACCGCCGGGCUCGUGUUGAUAACCGUUGGCAUGAUGAUGACCAGCAUCUGCAAGGAGUACUGGCAGAUUGUUCUCGCGCAGUCUAUAUGCGUCGGGGUGGGCACGGGGUGUCUGUAUAUUCCGUCGGUCGCCAUCAUACCCGAGUAUUUUUCGAGGCGUAAAGCCCUCGCUAUGGGCAUCGUGACGUCGGGAAGUAGCUUUGGUGGGGUUAUAUACGCCCUCAUGUUCCAAGGUCUGCUUCCGCGGGUUGGUUUUGGCUGGACAACACGCAUAAUGGGGUUCACCUCCUUGGCCACUUUAUCGAUAUCUUUCCUCGUGCUACGCAGACGCACGACUGCGGUUCAGAUACGGUCACUGCUCGAUAAGCAGGCGUUCCGAGAGCGACCGUAUGUGAUCUACUGUUGCGGCAUCUGCCUCAGCUACGUCGCCUUCUUCGCGCCCAUAUUUUAUCUCCAGACCUACGCACUCGCACACGGCCUCGAAGGCCAGACUGUCGGUUACUAUCUCGUAGCCAUACUGAAUGCCUCUUCCGUUGUCGGCAGGCUCACGCCAUCCCUCAUCGCCAACAAGAUCGGGCCAACCCAUACGUUCUUCAUCAGCGUCACUCUCGCCGGCGUCACCACAUUUGGUUGGAUCAACUCCAACUCAGCUGGACGCAAUAUUGCCUUCGCCAUCUUCUUUGGCUUCUUCACGGGGGGCAUCGUGGCCCUGCCAGCUGUCGUGCUCACCUCUUUCACGCGCGAUCUCAGCCGGCUGGGGACUCGAUUGGGCAUGUCGUCAGUUUUGAACGGAGUGGCAUCCCUUAUUGGCACACCCAUAGCCGGGGCAAUACUGAGCGCCUCAGGAAACUAUCUCGGGAUCCAGUUGUUCUCGGGCUUUCUCUUCAUGCUCACGGCUGCAUUUAUGGUGGUUCUGCGUUUCGAGAUUACGGGGAAGAAGUUGCUGGUUAGGGCCUAAGUGGAAGAUAGAAAAAGCAAUAGACUGCUAGCAUCAUGUAAUGCUACUAGCCGGAAUAUAUAUAAUACCCAGGUGAUUUCUCUUCUUGGGGGGGAAGGGGGGGUUAUGCCUUGCGAACUGCCCAUCCGUGUAUUAUUGCCUACCCCCCCCGUGGCCCCGUUCCAUAAUUUGAUGAUGAUAGGACAAUAGGGUUUCAUGUCUCUACCGUGAAGGAGUUGCUAGAGGCUAGGUACCUGGACUGUACACAAUGGACAGGUACCUGUAGAGAAGGCAAUUAGGCUGAUAUGUGUCGGUACACUCUUCCUUUCUUUCAACCACCCCCUUUUCCUCCCCUCAAUUUUCUCAACUUCUCAACUCCCACCAGUCUAUUCCCGAAAGCCGACUAUAAAAAAGGCCGGCACUAAGCCUUAGCUUUAGAAUUGCUCUACAGAAAUACGGGUGACUUCUAGAACGCUAAUCCACCUUCCGAUGGUUGUGAACAUCUCGUCACAAACCCGCCCAGGACAUCGGGGUCAGACCUGAGCCCCUGACGCACGACUAGCUCAGCCUUCGGUAUCGACCUCUAUCUGACUCACCACCCAUCAUGCGCCGUCUGGGUCUGGGGAAGGGUGGCCGGGGAAGAGAAGAAUCAGCUACACUUUUAGGACAGCUAGCGCCAUCGAAAGUAACG
Durotheca rogersii is the source of this 2212-nucleotide messenger RNA. Its product is annotated as putative MFS monocarboxylate transporter. Gene Ontology annotation, biological process: transmembrane transport. Bases 202 to 1542 code for a protein of 446 amino acids. The record is from RefSeq and is a predicted model, not a curated record. NCBI's taxonomy places the organism in Eukaryota, Fungi, Ascomycota, Sordariomycetes, Xylariales, Xylariaceae. Gene Ontology annotation, molecular function: transmembrane transporter activity. Gene Ontology annotation, cellular component: fungal-type vacuole membrane. The transcript is spliced from 2 exons.